UCCGCUGGGAACCCACCCAGUACUCACCCCGGGGCUGGGUCAGCGCCAGGCCACGAGGGGAGGGAACGGCUGGGUACGGACCCCCAAACCCCUCACUUCUCAUCCGGAUUCCCUUCCACUUUAGGAUGGAGUGGGCCGCAGGGGAACGCAGGAGGGGCCGGUGGGGACUGCCUGCGACCUGGGAACUUGGACUGGGCCUGCUUCUGAGCGUACUGGCCUCCGCCCAGGCCCUGGCCAAGGCUCCAGUCCCCGAUGCACCAGGCUGCUCAAGGGGAAGCUGCUAUCCGGCCACGGGGGAUCUGUUGGUGGGCCGUGCAGACAGACUGACCGCCUCGUCCACCUGUGGCCUGCGAGGCCCCCAGCCCUAUUGCAUCGUCAGCCACCUGCAGGACGAGAAGAAGUGCUUCCUCUGCGACUCCAGACACCCCUUCUCUGCUAGACACAAUCCCAAUAGCCAUCGCAUCCAGAACGUAAUCACCAGCUUUGCGCCCCAGCGCAGGACUGCCUGGUGGCAGUCAGAGAAUGGUGUGUCUGCGGUAACCAUCCAGCUGGACCUGGAGGCCGAGUUCCAUUUCACACACCUCAUCAUGACUUUUAAGACGUUCCGCCCCGCUGCCAUGCUGGUGGAGCGCUCGGCUGACUUCGGCCGCACCUGGCACAUCUAUCGAUACUUCUCCUAUGAUUGUGGAGCUGACUUCCCAGGCGUCCCUUUGGGCCCCCCUCGGUAUUGGGAUGAUGUCGUCUGUGAGUCCCGGUACUCAGAGAUUGAGCCAUCCACUGAAGGCGAGGUCAUCUACCGCGUGCUGGAUCCUGCCAUCCCCAUCUCAGACCCUUACAGCCCACGGAUCCAGAACCUGCUGAAGAUUACCAACCUCAGGGUCAACCUGACUCGGCUGCACACGCUUGGAGACAACCUUCUUGACCCCAGGCGGGAGAUCCGAGAGAAGUACUAUUAUGCCCUCUAUGAGCUGGUCGUGCGUGGCAACUGCUUCUGCUAUGGACAUGCAUCCCAGUGUGCCCCUGCCCCUGGGGCGCCAGUUCACGCUGAGGGCAUGGUGCAUGGGGCCUGCGUCUGCAAACAUAACACACGGGGCCUCAACUGUGAGCAGUGCCAGGAUUUCUACCAUGACUUGCCCUGGCACCCCGCUGAAGAUGGCCACAGCCAUGCCUGCAAGAAGUGUGAAUGCAAUGGGCACUCACACAGCUGCCACUUCGACAUGGCUGUGUACCUGGCAUCCAACAACGUGAGCGGAGGCGUGUGCGACGCGUGUCAGCACAACACAGCCGGGCGCCACUGUGAGCUCUGCCGGCCCUUCUUCUACCACGACCCAGCCAAGGACCAGCGGGACCCGGCUGUCUGCCGCCCCUGUAAUUGUGACCCCAUGGGUUCCCGAGACAGCGGCCGCUGUGAUCCCCAUGAUGACCCUGCGUUGGGGCUGGUCGCCGGCCAGUGUCGCUGCAAGGAACACGUGGCAGGCACCCGCUGCCAGCACUGCCGCGACGGCUUUUUCGGACUCAGUGCCAGUGACCCCCGGGGCUGCCGGAGCUGUCAGUGUGAUGGCCGCGGCACAGUCCCUGGGGCCACCCCAUGUGACCCCAACAGUGGAGCCUGUUUCUGCAAGCGUCUGGUGACUGGACGUGGCUGUGACCGAUGCCAGCCUGGCCAUUGGGGCCUGAGCCACAACCUGCUUGGCUGCCGACCGUGUGACUGUGACAUAGGGGGUGCCUUGGAUCCCCAGUGUGAUGAGGUCACAGGUCAGUGCCGCUGUCGCCAGCACAUGGUUGGGCGACGCUGUGAGCAGGUGCAACCUGGCUACUUCCGGCCCUUCCUGGACCAUCUUACUUGGGAGGCGGAAGACUGCCAAGGCCAGAUGUUGGACGUGGUGGAGCGAGUUGCAACCACAGGGGUCACUCCGUCCUGGACUGGGCCAGGCUUCGUGCGGCUUCGAGAGGGACAGGUGCUCGAGUUUCUGGUGGCGUCUGUGCCACGGGCCAUGGACUACGACCUGCUGCUACGCUUGGAGCCACAGGCUCCCGGUCAGUGGGCAGAGCUGGAGCUGACAGUGCAGCGCCCAGGGCCCGUGUCUGCUGGCAGCCCGUGUGGGCAUGUGCUCCCUCAAGAUGACCGUAUCCGAGGGACUCUGCGACCAGACGUUAGGUACACUGUGCUUCCCAGUCCUGUCUGCCUUGAGCUUGGCGUCUCAUACACGCUGCGUUUGGAGCUGAUGCGAGCAGGGGGAGGCUCCCAGCCUGGGAGCCCUUACACUGGACCUGGCCUCCUCAUUGACUCUCUGGUGCUCCUGCCCCGGGUCCUGGUGCUGGAGAUGUUUAGUGGGGGUGAUGCCGCUGCCCUGGAGCGCCGUGCCACCUUUGAACGGUACCGCUGCCAUGAGGAAGGUCUGACGCCCAGCAAGACCCCACCCUCUGAUGCCUGCGCCCCCCUGCUCAUCAGUGCAUCUGCUCUGCUCUACAACGGUGCCCUCCCCUGUCAGUGUGACCCCCAAGGCUCACUGAGUUCUGAGUGCAACUCCCAUGGCGGGCAGUGCCAGUGCAAACCUGGAGUGGUGGGGCGUCGCUGUGACCGCUGUGCCCCUGGCUACUAUGGCUUUGGCCCCAUGGGCUGCCGAGCCUGCCAGUGCAGCCCCGAGGGAGCACUCAGCACCCUGUGCGAAGGGACCAGUGGGCAAUGUCCCUGCCGAGCUGGCGCCUUUGGACUCCGCUGCGACCACUGCCGGCAUGGCCAGUGGGGCUUCCCCGCCUGCCGUCCGUGUGUCUGCCACGGGCACGCGGAUGAGUGUGACGCCCACAUGGGCACUUGCCUGGGCUGCCGUGAUCACACCGGGGGCGAGCACUGUGAAAGGUGCUUGGCUGGCUUCUAUGGCGACCCACAGCGGCCCUACGGGGGCCAGUGUCGGCCCUGCCCUUGCCCUGAAGGCCCUGGGAGCCAGCGCCACUUUGCUACCUCUUGCCACCUGGACGGCUACUCCCAGCAAGUGGUGUGCCGCUGCCGGGCAGGCUAUACAGGGCCACGGUGUGACGCCUGUGCUCCAGGACACUUUGGGGACCCAUUGAGACCAGGCGGCCAAUGCCAACGCUGUGAGUGUAGUGGGAACAUUGACCCCAUGGAUCCUGGUGCCUGUGACCCCCACACGGGGCAAUGCCUGCGCUGCUUACACAACACAGAGGGGCCACACUGUGCCCACUGCAAGCCCGGCUUCCAUGGGCAGGCUGCCCGACAGAGCUGUCACCGCUGCACGUGCAACCAGUUGGGCACAGAUGCCCAGCAGUGCCUGUCCACCAGCUGGUGUCACUGUGACCCGAGCAGUGGUCAGUGCCCAUGCCUCCCCAACGUCCAAGGUCUGAGCUGUGACCGCUGUGCCCCCAACUUCUGGAACCUCACCAGUGGUCAUGGCUGCCAGUCCUGUGCUUGCCAUCCAAACUGGGCCACAGGCCCCACCUGCAAUGAGUUCACAGGGCAGUGCCACUGCCGGGUGGGCUUUGGCGGGCGGACCUGUUCUAAGUGCCAGGAGCUGUACUGGGGAGACCCCGGACUGCAGUGCCGUGCCUGUGACUGUGACCCUCGUGGGAUAGACUCACCUCAGUGUCACCGCACCACGGGCCACUGCAGCUGCCGCCCGGGCGUGUCUGGCGUGCGCUGUGACCAGUGUGCCCGUGGCUUCUCGGGGGUCUUUCCUGCCUGCCACCCCUGCCAUGCCUGCUUUGGAGACUGGGACCGUGUGGUGCAGGAUCUGGCUGCCCGUACACGGCGCCUGGAGCAGCGGGCGCGGGAGCUGCAGCAGACGGGUGUGCUGGGCGCCUUCGAGAGCAGCUUCUGGAGCAUACAGCAGAAGCUGGGCACUGUGCAGGGCAUUGUGGGUUCCCGGAACACUUCAGCGGCCUCCAUUGCACAACUUGUGGCAGCCACAGAGGAGUUGCGGCGUGAAAUCGGGGAGGCCACUGAACACCUGACCCAGGUAGAGACGACGCUGACAGAUGUGCAGGAUGAGAACUUCAAUGCCAACCAUGCACUGAGUGGGCUGGAGCGGGACGGGCUUGCCCUGAACCUCACGCUGCGACAGCUCAGCCAGCAUCUGGACUUGCUCAAGCACUCGAACUUCCUGGGUGCCUAUGACAGCAUCCGACAGGCCUACAGACAGUCCACAGAGGCAGAACAGCGUGCCAAUACCUCGGCCCUGGCAGUGCCCAGUCUCGUCAGCGACUCAGCACGCACCCGGCACAAGGCAGAGGGGCUGAUGCGUGCCCAGAGGGCAAACUUCAACCGCAAACAUGCAGCCAACCAGCGUGCCCUAGGCGAAUUGGCUGCCCGUACCAACACUCUGAGCCUGACUGGCAUCAAUGAAUUGGUAUGUGGGGCUCCAGGGGAUGCACCUUGCUCUACAAGCCCUUGCGGGGGCGCUGGCUGUCGGGAUGAGGAUGGGCAACCCCGCUGCGGGGGCCUCAACUGCAAGGGUGCCGCAGCCAUGGCGGACCUGGCGCUGGGCCGGGCCCGGCACACGGAGGCAGAGCUGAAGCGGGCACUGACUCAAAGUGAUGACAUCCUCAGCCAGGUGGCUGAGACCCGUCGGCAGGCUGGCGAGGCCCAGCAGCGGGCCCAGGCGGCCCGAGACAAGGCCAAUGCCACCCGAGGACAGGUGGAACAGGCCAAUCAGGAGCUGCGGGAACUGAUCCAGAGUGUGAAGGACUUCCUUAGCCAGGAGGGGGCUGACCCCGAUAGCAUUGAAAAGGUAGCCACACGCGUGCUCGAGCUCUCCAUCCCAGCCUCACCGGAGCAGAUCCAGCACCUGGCAGGGGCAAUUGCCGAGCGGGUCCGCAGCCUGGCAGACGUGGACACGAUCCUGGCACACACCGUGGGGGAUGUGCGACGGGCCGAGCAGCUAAUGCAGGAUGCACGCCGGGCAUGGACCCGGGCUGAAGGUGAGAAACAGAAAGCAGAGACAGUGCGGGCAGCACUGGAGGAGGCCCGGAGAGCGCAGGGUGUUGCCCAGGGUGCCAUCCGGGGGGCAGCUGUUGACACUCAGGACACAGAGCAGACACUGCACCAGGUACAGGAAAGGAUGUCAGGGACAGAACAGGCCCUAGGCUCUGCAGGAGAGCGGGCACGGCAACUGGAUGCUCUCUUGGAAUCUCUGAAACUGAAACGGGCAGCUAAUAGCCUGGCAGCCUCUCGGGCCGAAGAAACGGCAGGCAGUGCCCAGAAUCGCGCCCAGGAGGCCGAGAAGUUACUACAGGGCCCCUUGGGUGACCAAUACCAGAGGGUGAGGGCGCUGGCGGAGCGUAAGGGCCAGAGCGUACUGGCAGCACAGGCCCGGGCAGAGCAACUGCGGGAUGAGGCUCGAGGACUGUUGCAGACUGCUCAGGACAAGCUGCAGCGGUUGCAGGAGCUGGAAGGCACCUACGAGGAGAACGAGCGGGCGCUGGAGGGCAAGGCGGCCCAGCUGGACGGGCUGGAGGCCAAGAUGCGCGGUGUUCUGCAAGCCAUCAAUCUGCAGGUCCAGAUCUACAACACCUGCCAGUGACCCAGGCCCAGGGCCUACCUUAGCACUCUGCCCUGCACACGGGACUGUCUCUAUGCCCGAAAAUAGUUCCUGGCCCAGCAAGGCUCCCAAUAAACUUUUGUGAACCCCCA
Molecule: messenger RNA, 5647 nt
Organism: Echinops telfairi (small Madagascar hedgehog)
Lineage: Eukaryota; Metazoa; Chordata; Mammalia; Afrosoricida; Tenrecidae
Gene: LAMB2
Product: laminin subunit beta 2
Exons: 32
Coding region: 126-5537 (1803 amino acids)
Biological process (GO): axon guidance
Cellular component (GO): basement membrane
Source: RefSeq, a predicted model, not a curated record